AUGUCGUCCUCUAGAAGCGAAGGCCCCCUGGAUGUGCCCAAUCAAGGCAGUGGUGACUUGAGCAAUGCUAAGAAACCACAAGAGAGCACCCAGUUUAUCGAGGGAUGUUUAGGAGAGCAUAUUGAGCUUCUCAAACGGGUUGAUGGUUCUCGCUUAAUGAUCAGCGAGCAACUCAAUAAUCUGUCAAAAAGAAUCGAGGAUCUUGGAGUCUUAAAUCAAGAACUGGAACGUCAUAUUCAACAAAUGUCAAAAAUUGUGGGCAAAGGCAGAAAUUGA
Aspergillus melleus is the source of this 276-nucleotide messenger RNA. RefSeq lists its product as uncharacterized. The record is from RefSeq and is a predicted model, not a curated record. The transcript is spliced from 2 exons. Bases 1 to 276 code for a protein of 91 amino acids. NCBI's taxonomy places the organism in Eukaryota, Fungi, Ascomycota, Eurotiomycetes, Eurotiales, Aspergillaceae.